CCAGUCCUCACCCCCAGCAUCCAACUACCCCCAGUCAAGCCGCCCCGCCCCGCCCCGCCUGGGAACCUUCCAGAAGCGCAAGACUCCAAGGCCGUCGCCCUCCCACCCGUUCCUCGCCGCGGGGGUCGCCUGAGGUAACGCUACUUCACCAAAACCCCAGGAUUCUCGGGGUUCGGUCGCCUCACUGUGCUGCCGCUUCGCAUAAUCUACUCUGGUCUCCGGUUCCUCAGCAGCUGCGGUUGGAUCUCAGAUCGGUGAUCACAUAAACAAUGGUGAAGGCUGUUGCUGUGCUUGGUAGCAGCGAGGGUGUCAAGGGCACCAUCAACUUCACCCAAGAGGGUGAUAGCCCCACCACUGUCACUGGAAGUGUCUCUGGCCUCAAGCCUGGCCUCCAUGGGUUCCAUGUGCAUGCACUUGGUGACACAACAAAUGGCUGCAUGUCAACUGGACCGCAUUACAACCCUGCGGGCAAGGAGCAUGGAGCACCAGAAGAUGAGAACCGCCAUGCUGGUGACCUCGGAAAUAUCACGGUCGGAGAUGACGGUGUUACUAACUUCACUAUUACUGACAGCCAGAUCCCACUGACUGGGCCAAACUCAAUCAUUGGCAGAGCUGUUGUUGUUCAUGCUGAUCCUGAUGAUCUUGGAAAGGGUGGGCACGAGCUGAGCAAGAGCACUGGAAACGCUGGUGGCCGUGUCGCCUGCGGGAUCAUCGGACUCCAGGGCUGAGAGUGAUCACCAGACUCGAGUGCCGAAAGCGUCGUCGUCGUCGCCCCCCGCCGUCACCACUGGACCAGCCUAAGCAUCCUUUGGAUACGUGAAAUAAGAGCGCCUGAUCUAUGAUCGGCGUGUUUGUGUUCGCUCCUGUAGCACCUACCGAUGAACUGAAUGAAACCUGUGUUGGUCUAACGCUGUUUCACCUGGACCUGUGUUUCAUACAUGUCACUUUAUGAACGUCCAGACAGACCGAUAUGUGGAAAUAAGAAGGCACUUGUUGUGGAA
Messenger RNA from Panicum virgatum (switchgrass), 1001 nucleotides. Its product is annotated as superoxide dismutase [Cu-Zn] 4A-like. The transcript has 8 exons. The record is from RefSeq and is a predicted model, not a curated record. NCBI's taxonomy places the organism in Eukaryota, Viridiplantae, Streptophyta, Magnoliopsida, Poales, Poaceae. Bases 270 to 728 code for a protein of 152 amino acids. Gene Ontology annotation, biological process: removal of superoxide radicals. Gene Ontology annotation, molecular function: copper ion binding; superoxide dismutase activity.